AUGACAACUGCUAGAAUCUGCGAAUUCAAUAAGAAAUUUAAUACUAAUUUUCAAAUAUAUAUGCCCAAACAUAGACAUUUUCAACCAAAGAAAGUAACCGAAGAAUUAGAUUGGGUUUUGUAUUUACACAAAGAACAUUUCUGUUUGAUAAGAAGAAAUAACAAAGCUUUGGGCAUUAAAGAAAUAGAAGAUAAUUACGAUGAAAACGUAUGGAGAACUUGUGAAGAUGAUAAUGCGGUAACGCAAGUUUCACCUCUAAAACUAAACGUUUUUCCAACCAUUCCCGAUUAUUGUUUAUACGCAUGGGAUUGCGAAACCUAUUGCGAAAAAGAAACGAAUAAAGCCAUUCCUUAUUGUUGUACUUUAGUCAAUUUAGAAAAACUGAGGAAAAGAUUAGAUGAUUAUAAUAAUUACUUAAGUGAUUUAAGUGAUUUUAAUGAGAAUUUAGAUUUUAAGCCGUCAGAUCCCAUUUCAGAAGAAUAUUACAACAUACUCAUGACUAAUAUAGUAGAAAUAUUUGUAGGUACAGAUUGUAUAGAUCAAAUGUUACAACGUUUAGGAAAAGUAGAUCAGAAAAGACUAACCUUAAUUUCCCAUAACGGCAGUGGUUCUGAUAACUGGAUCAUGAUCAAAAACGUAAAAAAACAAACACAAUUCCCUUUAAAAACAGCUAGAGGAAUUCAUUCUCUACCUUUAACUAAUUCAUUCACUGAUGAAGAUUUACAGAAAAAAUGGAAAAGACAGAAAGAAAUAAAGGAAUACAAUGAAAGUAACACUGAAGGAAUAAUAGAUUUAUUCAAAGAAUACAGUGUUAACCCAGAAGAUAAAACGGAAGUUCGCGCUAAACUCAAAGAACUGGACUAUUCUAAACUGAUGGCAUUUGACGCUAAUGGGUUGUACGCUUCCGCCAUGACAGAAGGUGAAUAUCCUAAAGCGGAAAGUGCAAGAGCGUUUCUACCAGAAGAAGAAAAAGAAUUUGUAAAACUCUUCAAUAAACAAAAAUUCAGACCUAGAACUGCUAUUUUAAAAGUCUGGUUUGAAUAUCCCAAAAACAUGUUCUUUCAACCCAUACCAGCUAAAGAUAAAAUAACUUUUACGAAUAGAAUAGGUAAGAAGGAAACUGGCACUAAAAUCAGGUUCAGAAAUGGUUUCUGUCACGACGUUUUAACAUCGGUUGAUAUUCAAGAAAUAGUGAAAUCCGGUGGUAAAAUUAUUAGAAUAUUAGAUGGUAUAGUAUACGAAGAAAAUUUUAAAACUCCACCAUACAGAGAUUAUAUUUUAAUUUUGAAGGAAUUAAGGAAUAAAUACAAAAAAGAAGGUGAUAUGGUUGCUAGUAAUUGCAUGAAAUUAUUAGGUAAUUCCUUAUACGGUAAAUCUAUUCAGAAGGAUAUAAAUACAUCGAGACAUCUAUGGAGUGAAUCGACUUUUAAAGCCAACUUCGAUUCACACGUCAAAAGCUAUGAAAAAGUAAAUGAUAGUCAAUAUAUAGUUGAGAUGAAUGAAGAAGAAAAAGAGUUUGUUCCUCCAAAGGAUUUUACUAGAUUAACACCCGCUCAUUUAGGUGCAUUUAUAUAUAUUAUCUCACAGUAA
This is a messenger RNA of Lottia gigantea (owl limpet), 1590 nucleotides long. RefSeq lists its product as hypothetical. The coding region runs from base 1 to 1590 and encodes 529 amino acids. Gene Ontology annotation, molecular function: nucleotide binding; DNA binding; DNA-directed DNA polymerase activity. Gene Ontology annotation, biological process: DNA replication. NCBI's taxonomy places the organism in Eukaryota, Metazoa, Mollusca, Gastropoda, Lottiidae. The record is from RefSeq and is a predicted model, not a curated record. The transcript has 2 exons.